CUAUCAACUUUUAGGCUACAACUACAAGCAAUUUAUCUGAUGGAUAAAGUGGCCAGCAUUUCUACAGAUUAUCAUAGUCAUUCACCAGAACUGGAAAUUGAAAUUACAUGAAUAGAUAUGUCAGUACUUUGGAAAGAAAUAGCUUGUAAAUCAACCUUUUUUCCCCAUUGUUUAAUGUAUGUUACAUUGACCCUAGCGUUGACUGCCAGACCAUCGCGCGCAUACCUAAAAAAUUAACGUUAGCUGCUAAAAAUGUUGGUUAAGCUAACAUUUUAUCUUUCCUCAACUGUUUAGUUUAGGCUGCUGAAAUUGAGUAGGUAACAGCACAUGAUAACUACAACAGCAACAAAGUAUAUAACACGUUGAUGGUUUUGACAGUGUUGUAUUAGUCAAACUGAAGCAAAACAGCAUUUAAGCUUUCAUUAAUUUUCUGUUAGCAUCAUAGCUACCAAAGGUACCAAAGGUGAUGUUCAGAUGUCUUUUUAGCUAGUCCUGUGCUUGGUUGUAGUUCAGGGACCAGAAAGGUCCAAUUGUCCAAGGGAUAGACUGGCUGAAGAGGAUACUAACGUUAGUGAAAUGACAGAAUCAAAUUCACCUUCUGUGGAGAACGCAGUUCUCACACUGGAGAGCUCAGAAGAAAACAACUGUGAGGUAUCUGAGGAAGAUGCAUAUAGGUUCUUUUGCCAUCCAUUUUGUGUGGAGGAAAGGGAUUCAAGUGAUUCAUCCGAGACAAAUUCUGAUUUCAUUAUUGACAUUGAGGAUGACAGUCCCCUGGUCUCAGGUGUAACAGUGCACACUGAAGUGGACCGAAAGCGUUUGUAUGUACCACUGGACACAGCAGUGGAGUUGGAAGACAUUCUUCCAAAGGGUACUGAGCCACGAUCUUUGGAUGAUGAAGGAAUAUAUGUUUGUGAGAGGAUUCAAAUGCCGAGGAAAAUGUAUGACAAAAUGUCUCACCGACUUCUUGAUCAGCAUAAGGGAGAGUGCUGGUUUGGAAAAGAUGGGUGUUUGAAUACACUUCCCAACCCGAUGAAGAAUUACUGGCGAGCUAAAAUAGAUUUCCCAUUUCCAAGCAUCUCUGCUGGGUUGACCACUAGGUACAUAAAGUCUGUGGUGGUUGGAGGUGGUUCAGAGACCAAGCCCGCUACCAGCUGCUGGCAGCUCGACCUGAACUUAAUAGGGAUCCAGUUCACUCAUCACUCCCUGUUCAGCCGUGAGCACGUAUUGGCUAGCAGGCUCCUGGGGCUGUGUGAGAGCUACAAGAACAGAAGGGGUAUAGACAAGACUACUUACCUACAGGAGAAGCUAAGGGCAUUGAAGAAAUCAAAAAAGGAUAUGGAUGCUCAAAGUCACACAUCUGCCGUAAGGUCUAAAGCUUUAAAUAGCCAGAUCAGAGAAACUCAGAGGACCUUGCGAGUGAUAAAGGAGGAAGAUGCUUUGCUGUUGAGAAAUAUCAUAACUACAUGGCAGUGUCUGAAAGACCUAAGAACUAGGAACCAUUAUGUCAGUUCAUCUGUAAAACUCCAGUUUCAAAGAGUGGAGCUGAAAGCAGCAACCAGAGAUGGAACAUCAGUCCAGUUUGCUACUGAAGGAACACCCACAGACAGCACUGCUGGGAGUACCAUAGCAGAAGAGGAGGAUGGAUCUAUUUUUGUGGAUGAUGACAUGAUCUUCUCUCAAAACCUUAUGAGUGAGGGGUUACAAGAUAUACUAAAUGCCUACAACCGCAAGGAGAGAGCAGGAGAUGGCCUCCAUCGUACUGCUCCGAGACGAAUGAGCCAUUUCCCCUACAUUCCUGUUCUUAGGAUGAAUGAGAUGAUCACUUCUGACUUAAAGUGUGACAGCCUAGAAUAUUGCAGAAGAGCAGCACUGCGUGACAGCAAGAUCUCUGUAAAAAUAUUUUACAACGGAAAACUUGUCUCAGUUACAUCUCGGUCACCGUUUCACCAUGAUUUCAGAGUGAACAUUGAGGAGACAUUCAAUAUGCAAGUCACAAACUGGCCGGAAAGCUUGAUGCUGGAGAUCCAUGAGCAUAAGAAGUUCAGGAGCACCCUUCUUGCCAAGGUGUAUCUACCGAUUCCUCACAGAAAUAUAACAUCUACCAGCGCACCAGUGGAGACAUCAGAAUUCAGCUCUGACCAGCUUGUCAAAGACUCUUUUACAGGAGUUGGGGGCAAUGUAUUCUUCAAAAUGAACGACAAUGACAAGGAGCACAUGUGCUUGCUGACCAGUGCAAAGCUGUAUUAUGUCCUGUCAUGGGCAGAGGAUGAAUGGGGUCUGCCCAAGGCACCCCCUGCAGAUCCAGUCCUGCCAUCCUUUAGCAGCUUGCCGGCCCAGCUAACUAGGAGACAGUUGGAGUGGCUCAUGAGGUUGCGGAUUGACCCGAAUCACCCAGCGAACACUAGUCUCUAUGAACUCAUGGCGGAGAUGCGCCACAUUCAAGAGAACCCUAGUAGCCGUUUCCAUCUAGAGUCUGCAGAGGACUACUUCGCCACAGAUGAGCAGCUGGAUGCCUCCCGACGCUUCGGCCUCUUGCGCCUGAGGAGCCAGCACGCCAUCCCUUCUCGUCCCAUCCCCCUGCACGACUGGCAAACCCCCCCGGCCCUGACAGAGGAUUAUGAAGGAUGCCACAAUGAGCCGCCCAGAGAGACAGACUGCAUCACAGCACAGAGGAAGUGGGCCGUCCAGUAUUUUCAGAAGUUGGUGAGUGGUGUUCAGAAAGACCUACACCACAUGGACAAAAAAUACAAUCUGUCUGAUAUCGUCAGAGAGGUUGAGCGAUUCCAAAUUCCGCCUCUGCCUGACCCACCUCCCAGCAAUAUGAACACGCGCAGGCCAUCGCAGCAGUUGAGGCCAAGCCGUCAGAAUAAUAAGGGUGUCCCUCCUGGCCUGCUCUCCGACGGAGAUCUGACGAUCCGCGUCGAUGUCCAGAGGGCUGUAAACUUACCCAUCCGACAGCAGACAUAUCAUCAUAUGGAGAAUCGUGGACCCUACUGUGGUCUGUCCAGCGGUAAACAGUUCUUCAUUCGCUGGACACAUAAAGAUGACUUACAGGAUCAGCUUCAGCCUUUUGCUGAGGUGAAAUUUCAACGCUCGUCAUUUGAGACCAACAUCGCAGAAGGACCUGACCCAAUCUGGAGAGAGGAAUUCUGCCUUGACUUCAGCUCCCCGGAUGGUGACUACAGCCACGCCGGUCUAGCCAAGGUUCAGGAUGACAUCAUCAUCAACGUCUUUGAUGUGGUGUCAUUUCAACUGACGGAGAGACACACACUGAGGGGCUGUGGAACACAGACCUUCUUAGGCAAGCAGUGGCUGGGCUCUGUGAACAUCCCCUUCAGGGCUCUGCUGAAACAGUCAAAGAUCAGCUGCACUUUCAAAAUCAACACACCCCCUGCACUGCUGGGCUAUACGUGGUCUAGGAACGACUUUCACAGUAACCCAGCAAAACAACGGAAAGCCAGUUACCUCACUGUCUACAUCGUUCUUGACCCGCCUAUCUCUUCUCAGGAAGACCUGUCAAACAUGGACAUUGAUCAGAAGCGUUUGUGGGUGUUUCCGAGCCCAGUAAGCGAUGCUGAUCUCGUGCUGGCAAAACAGUUUGAGAGUGCGUGCAGAGCUGUGGGCAAGAAGAGGAGGUUCUUCAGCACUGUAGUGAACAGUGAAGGACAGCUGGUUCUGGCCACCAAGUUCAUCAGACCUCUCCGACCUCCACCGGAGGUCCUGCACAUUGAUGACGAGGAGGAGCAGCAUCAGAGCAAAUUAGCUUCCUUGAAGAAAAUAGCUGCCUUUGUGUCUUUGAUUCCUGUUUUGCCAAGUUCAUCUGAAGUGGGAGACUAUGGAGAGAUGUGGCUCACCUCGGAGCAAUGCUUGGAUCUAGUCAUUGGGAACAGUGUCAGUUUAGCCGUUCUCCUCUGCAACUUCUUUCUGUAUUUAAAAGUACAGGCAUGGGUUCUUCUAGGCACAUCAAUUAUAGAGGGUGAGACGGCAUAUGUUUUAACCACUGGUUGCGCUGGUGAUUUGGUGUGGAAUCCAAAAGAUGGGAAACACUACAGCUUAUAUGAUGCAUACUGUCCAAUCAUAAAAAUGGACUGUGUGGUCAGCGGGAGAAAUGUGUGGUUUUAUAAGAGUAAAGAACGUGCAAUGCCGCAAGACUUUGAGCUGUCAGAAACUUCUACAUGGAUUGCUUUGUUCCCAGGAGACCCCCCAGCAAAGCCAGCAGAAGAGUCCCCUGUAAUCCAGUAUCGCCUGCCUCAGUCACAGCUUGUUGAAGUAUUACAAAGAAGGAUGGAGAAGCAUUUGAAGCAGAGAUUGAUGGAAUGGCGGAGUCCUCAUCCGACACGGUGGAACAGGCGCCUCCCGAUCCUGCUAAGUGAAAUCCUGCCCAAGUUUGAGAUGCUGGACGACACCUCUUCCAUGGAGGAAGAGCUUUACACACUGCCCGUCCAGAUGAGUGACUUUAAGGUGACAGGCAUGACCCUUCAUAUGGCUUUCACUAAUAUGGAUGCUGUGACAGAACGAGUCCAGAACGCCCAGAUCCACAGUACAGAGAUCCCCGGGACCGAGUUUGCACUCUCGGUUUACAUCCACCCCUACCCAAACGACAUCUUGUCUGUCUGGGUCCUCCUAGCAUCACUAGUAGUGCAGCAGCGAUGAGCAUACUACCAGCCUCCAUGUUAAGAUGAACUGGGGGUAUUCCAAGUACGUGGUUUAGUGACAAACCUAGGUAGGUUAACUCAGAUUAAGUGGUAAACCUCCUUCAACCAGAGCCCUAUGGCAUUGUUUUGUUGAAGCCGUACAGCUCUUCUAUUAGGAGGUUUGCCACUUACUCGGAGUUAACUUACCCAGGUUUGUCACUAAACUACAUACUUGGAAAACCCCCCUGAAGUAACCAUAUUUGGCCUCCGUUCAUUUGAACUCUUAUCUAGAGAUGAGGGUAGAGAUCACCAGCAUUGGUCGUUGAGACUACUCUUCUACGGGCAGUCAAUGCCGUUUUUGUUUGCCAAAGAAGUGCAGACAGGCAACAAGGGAUGUUCUAGGGGGAAUGUAAUAGCCAAUGAAAUCUUUGUUUUAAAUGUUAGUAUUUGUGUUGGCUCUCUUGGUCAUUGUUGUAGCCUAUAUCAUUUUACCAAAUUGCCCUGUCACUAUGAAAUGUUAAUAUCCCUUGUUUGAAAUGAAAUACAUCGUGAUUGCUCAGAGUCCCUCUGUAAAUACUCUAUUCACUUGAUGUCUGAAAGAGUAUCUGAUAUAGACGUAAGUCAAAGUCAGCGGUCAAAAAAAGCCCACAUAUUCUAAGAUGUUAGAAACAAUCAUAGUGAAAACAAACCUCAAGACGACAACUUGACACGAGCAAAAAUGAAAGUAAUUUAGGGGGUAUGUCUGAGCUGUUCAUAGUCACCCUGCCGUGUUUUUAUUAAAAACAUAAUGAAUCAAAGUGCACUUGGUUUGGUUCACAGGACAACAGUCUACAUUCAAUGCUUCUGAGGUAGCAGCGCACAAAAAAACAACUAGACCUACUUGUAAAAAUGGCUUUACACCUAUGUUUCUCGUGAAGUCUGCAUUGAAAAAUACACUUUAACAUAAUCACAUGAUUUCCUGGAAGAGAGGUAAACAAAACCCCACAAAAACAAUCAGUGGAUUAAAGGCAAAAAAUAAACAGUUACUAUUGCACCUAUGCACAUUUGCAUGCCCUGACUUUGUACAGCACCAAAUGUAAUGCUGAAAAAACACUUCUUUACCAGUUGCCUUCUGUUUCUGCCUUCUGUCAUUUUUUUUUUUU
Alosa sapidissima (American shad) is the source of this 5776-nucleotide messenger RNA. Its product is annotated as protein CC2D2B-like. The record is from RefSeq and is a predicted model, not a curated record. The transcript has 34 exons. Lineage: Eukaryota; Metazoa; Chordata; Actinopteri; Clupeiformes; Clupeidae. Gene Ontology annotation, cellular component: ciliary transition zone. Bases 577 to 4653 code for a protein of 1358 amino acids. Gene Ontology annotation, biological process: protein localization to ciliary transition zone; non-motile cilium assembly.